Penicilliopsis zonata CBS 506.65 is the source of this 3042-nucleotide messenger RNA. RefSeq lists its product as hypothetical. Gene Ontology annotation, molecular function: ATP hydrolysis activity; P-type proton-exporting transporter activity; ATP binding. The transcript is spliced from 4 exons. Gene Ontology annotation, cellular component: plasma membrane. Gene Ontology annotation, biological process: proton export across plasma membrane; regulation of intracellular pH. The coding region runs from base 1 to 3042 and encodes 1013 amino acids. Lineage: Eukaryota; Fungi; Ascomycota; Eurotiomycetes; Eurotiales; Aspergillaceae. The record is from RefSeq and is a predicted model, not a curated record.
AUGUCUCAUCAACCUCCUCAGCCUGGGCCGGUUGCCGACGGCGAUGUCGAACGUGGAGAGGGGAGACGAGGCUCGACGAGAACGUCCGAGCGGCGGAUUUCCCGCAUCUCUAUCAAAGAAGACUGGGCAAAUCUUGACGAGUACGGAAAGCUAGUCAAGUAUGUCUCCACGUUCCGCGAGCCUGGCGACGGUGAAGGGGAAGGACAAGUACAAAUGAAACGAGUGUGGUAUGCUCCCUGGAGAAAGAGAAAGGUCCGCAUCAAGGAUGGAGAUCAUGAAGCUGGCAAGUUCCCCGACGAGUGGCUUGUCACGAACAUCCACCAAGGCCUGUCCAACACGGAGGUGCAGAACCGGCGUCGUGUAGCCGGCUGGAACGAACUGGUCUCCGAGAAGGAAAACCCAAUAGCAAAAUUUCUGUCUUAUUUCCGGGGUCCCAUUCUCUACGUCAUGGAGAUUGCGCUUCUGCUUGCUGCCGCUCUGGAUGAUUGGAUUGAUUUUGGUGUCAUCAUCGGUAUCUUGUGCUUGAAUGCUACCGUUGGGUGGUAUCAAGAAAAACAAGCAGCCGAUGUCGUCGCCAGCCUGAAGGGGGACAUUGCGAUGAGAGCCAAAGUUGUUCGAAAUGGCGAGCAGCAGGAGAUUCUAGCCAGAGAGCUUGUCCCGGGUGAUGUGGUCAUCAUCAAGGAAGGCCAGGUGAUUCCGGGGGAUGCCAAAGUCAUUUCUGAUUUCAAUGACCCGAACGGCUGGGAAGAGUUUCUCAGGAUGCAAGAAGAAGGCGAUCUCCGCGAAUCCGAUGAGGAGUCGUCCGAUGCCGAUGAAGAGAAAGGCAGUGAAAGUGAUGACAAGAAAAAAGAACGGAGCCGCAAGCGUGGGUAUCCCCUCCUGGCCUGCGAUCAUUCCGCCAUUACAGGAGAAUCUCUCGCGGUGGAUCGUUAUAUCGGCGACAAGAUCUUCUAUACCACGGGUUGCAAACGAGGACAUGUUUAUGCGGUAGUGCAAACCACUGCGAAGACUUCCUUUGUCGGCAAGACAGCUACUAUGGUGCAGGCUGCGAAAGGCGCUGGACAUUUCGAAAUCGUUAUGGAUAAUAUCGGAACCUCCCUGCUUGUGUUGGUCGUGGCGUGGAUCUUGGCUGCUUGGAUCGGGGGAUUCUUUCGACAUAUCCCCAUUGCAUCCCCCCCUCAACAGACUCUUCUGCACUACUCUCUCUCGUUGCUGAUUAUCGGUGUGCCUGUUGGCCUGCCUGUCGUCACUACAACGACCAUGGCAGUUGGAGCAGCGUACCUGGCCAAGAAAAAGGCAAUUGUGCAGAAAUUGACUGCAAUCGAAUCGUUAGCCGGCGUCGAUAUACUGUGCUCUGAUAAAACAGGCACUUUGACAGCAAACAAGUUGAGCAUCAGGGAUCCAUACGUCGCUGAAGGAGUUGACAUCGACUGGAUGUUUGCGGUUGCUGUCCUCGCGUCGUCCCACAAUAUUGAAUCCCUGGAUCCAAUUGACAAGGUCACCAUCCUGGCGCUUCGUCAGUAUCCCAAAGCCAGGGAAAUCUUGCGCAGGGGUUGGAAAACGGAAUCCUUUCAGCCAUUUGAUCCUGUGUCUAAACGGAUCGUUACCGUUGCUAGCUGCGAUGGGGUCAAGUACACAUGCACCAAGGGAGCAGCAAAGGCCGUGCUCCAGUUGACGAACUGCUCCAAGAAAACGGCAGCCCUGUAUACUGCCAAAUCCCAGGAAUUCGCCCACCGGGGUUUCCGAUCCCUGGGUGUUGCAGUGCAGAAAGAAGGUGAAGACUGGGCUCUUUUGGGAAUGCUGCCGAUGUUUGAUCCCCCGCGAGAAGAUACCGCGCAGACCAUCCAAGAAGCCCAGAACCUGGGAAUCAGCGUCAAAAUGCUCACAGGUGAUGCAAUGGCCAUUGCGAAAGAGACAUGCAAAAUGCUUGCUCUUGGGACUAAAGUGCAUAAUUCUGACAAGCUCAUCCACGGCCAUCUGAGCGGUGGCAUGGCUGGCGAAUUGGUUGAAAAGGCAGACGGGUUCGCCGAGGUAUAUCCUGAACAUAAAUAUCAAGUUGUCCAAAUGCUCCAGGAAAGAGGCCAUCUCACAGCCAUGACAGGCGAUGGUGUCAAUGACGCCCCUUCUUUGAAGAAGGCUGACUGCGGUAUUGCAGUGGAAGGAGCCUCGGAGGCCGCUCAAUCCGCAUCAGAUAUUGUUUUCCUAGAGCCAGGCCUAUCGACCAUCAUUGACUCGGUCAAGGUUGCCCGCCAAAUCUUUCAUCGCAUGAAAGCCUAUAUCCAAUACCGCAUCGCGCUGUGCUUACACCUGGAGAUAUAUCUGGUUACAUCGAUGAUCAUUCUGAAUGAAAGCAUCCGGGUGGAGUUGAUCGUCUUCCUCGCACUUUUCGCCGAUCUUGCCACAGUUGCGGUUGCAUACGACAAUGCAUCCUUUGAACUGCGGCCUGUGGAAUGGCAACUCCCGAAAAUCUGGUUCAUCUCCGUCAUUCUCGGCAUCCUGCUCGCCCUGGCGACGUGGGUGAUUCGGGGCACCAUGUUCCUCCCCUCAGGGGGCAUCAUCCAGAACUGGGGCUCUAUCCAGGAGGUGCUGUUCCUCGAGGUCGCGCUGACGGAGAAUUGGUUGAUAUUCGUGACCCGCGGCAUGGCCACCUGGCCCUCGAUCCAAUUGGUGACCGCCAUCCUGGGCGUGGAUAUCCUAGCCACGCUUUUCUGUCUCUUCGGCUGGUUCACAAAUCAGGACAUGGUCACAGAUCCGCGCACUUCCUUCGUGGAGACCACCAACGGAUGGACGGACAUCGUCACCGUCGUGCGCAUCUGGCUCUACUCGUUCGGCGUCGAGGUAGUCAUCGCCCUAGUCUACCUCGGGCUCAACAAGUUCAAAUGGCUCGACCAGCUUGGCAGAGCCAAGCGAAGCAAGGGCGAGAUUAAGAUCGAGAACCUGCUCGCCCACCUCUCAAGACUUUCGCUCGAGUACGAAAAGCAGGGAGAACCAAAGGGUCGCUACUACCUGACCACCACAAAGGAAGAAGAGGAGGUCGAGUGA